Abrus precatorius (Indian licorice) is the source of this 633-nucleotide messenger RNA. RefSeq names its product RPM1-interacting protein 4-like. The coding region runs from base 1 to 633 and encodes 210 amino acids. The transcript has 3 exons. The record is from RefSeq and is a predicted model, not a curated record. NCBI's taxonomy places the organism in Eukaryota, Viridiplantae, Streptophyta, Magnoliopsida, Fabales, Fabaceae.
AUGGCGCAACGUUCUCACGUUCCGAAGUUCGGCAACUGGGAUAGUGACAACGUUCCAUACACGGCAUAUUUUGAGAAUGCACGAAGAGAAAAAGGUGGGAUGAUGAUGAAUCCCAAUGAUCCAAUGGAAAAUCCAGAGGCCUUCGACGUUGAUGCUGAUGAAGUGAAGGCUUCUUCUCUUGAUGCCCACUCCCACAACGAAACUUCUCUUGAAAGAGGAACUCGACGGCGUUUGCCCCGCAGAGGGAGGGGUAGUGAAGGUAGCUUCACACCAGAGUUUGCGGAUGAAACAAAUAAUUUCGAUCAGAAGAAGAGGAGGAGCAUCACCAAAGGAGGCAGUAGCAUCAGUAGUUUCUCUUCGUCAAUUCAUAAUAGACACAAGAGUACGACCACCUCUUCCUUCAAUCACCUUUCGAAUCAUGAAGCGACGCCAAUACCCAAAUUUGGUGCUUGGGAUGUCACAGACCCCAAAUCAGGAGAGGGUUAUAGUGCCAUUUUCAGCAAAAUAAAAGAAGAAAGGCAAACUACACCCAGCCAAGUCUCCCACACAAGUACUCCACCACUAAACCACUGUUCAAAUGUUAAGAAUCAAUAUCAUGGACCUUCCUUUGCCUUAUCCAAGGUGAUGUUAUAA